Molecule: messenger RNA, 3375 nt
Organism: Venustampulla echinocandica
Lineage: Eukaryota; Fungi; Ascomycota; Leotiomycetes; Helotiales; Pleuroascaceae
Exons: 2
Coding region: 1-3375 (1124 amino acids)
Molecular function (GO): protein binding
Source: RefSeq, a predicted model, not a curated record
AUGGCCUAUGAUCAGGGAUAUUACCAACCACCACAGCGGCCCUACAACGGAAGAGCAGCCCAGCCUCCAGGGCCUUCGCAGGCCUAUAAUCAACCGCCACCUCCGCAACAGUAUCCUCCCCAGCAAUAUGAUCAAUACCCGCAAGACGGUUAUGGGUACGACGACUACAACAACGGCUAUGCCCAAGGAUAUGAUGGAGGAUAUCAGGAUAUGAAUGGAGGAGGCCGAGGGAAUGGCUAUCCACCCGCAAACCAAAGUUAUCCCCCGCACCAGGAAUACUAUGGGAAUGGUAGAGGAGGGGGGGUUCCUGGUCCUGGUAGGGGCGCAUCGAGAGGCGCGCCUGGACCAAGAGCUCCGCCACCCGAUACAGCAAGAGGGGGAUAUGAUGGUGGGCCGCAAAGACCUGCUGAUAGAGGAAGAGGAGGCUUCGAUAUCGGACAGGGAAGAGGCUAUCCAACUGGUGGUCCUGCCGGCAGAGGAGGUAGACCUGGCCCGCUGGAAAGGGCAGCUGGAUCAGAUCCCGGACCGAAAGGCCAACCUCGAAGACCCUUAAAGACACCACCUAUGUCGCCGGAUCAAGCCGCGUGGGACAAUCCAUUCCCGACGUUCCCCGGCGGGCAAAAGAAGACUUCAAUCUCCGAAGAACAGAAAAUUAUAGAGCAGAUGGCUAACAUGGAAGUUGGGGCCAAUCCACAAAGUCGGUCGCGAACGAAACCCGACAAGGGUAACCAAGAUCGGUACCAAAAUGGGCAACGUGGAGUACCUACUGAUGAUUAUGGGCGCCCUAUGGACAAUCAAAGAAAACCUGCACCCCCCAACGACUAUGGACGACCGAGUGGCGAGAGCCAAAGGAGAGGACCGCCUGACGAUUAUGGUCGGUCAUCGGCGGAAAGCCAAAGAAGCAUGCCACCUAGAGGUUAUCCCCAACAAGGCCCGCCUCAGCCAGGAUACCAAGAUCCACGACGAGGACCCCCUGGCCCAUCUUAUGCUCCCCCUCCAGGCAACGGCUACGCAGAGCCUGGCUAUAAUGAUAGAGGGGCCUAUGGUCCUGGACCAACACCACAAGCACGGGAGGAUUUUGGUCCUCCUGGAAGAAGUAUGACAAUGCCUACCGAAAACCCUGUGCCGAUGGGUCGUCAGCCACCGAAUCCCAUACCCGUGGGCGGUCCAGCCCAAAGUGCCCCUUAUAAUGGCCCUAUCGGUCGUGGGGGACCACCAAGACCAUCAACAGCCACAGGGGCACGACCUCCACAGCAAAGAGCAUAUCAGAAUCAACCCCCGCAGCACGAUUCAUACCCAGCCGACGGGGUACAACCCUCGGGGCAAGGUAACUCAGGACAUCGACCAAAUGAGAGCAUCGAUGAUUUCUUCGAUGCGUAUUACGAUGAGGCACCAGCUGGUAGUGCUUCCCGUAACGGCAGGCCUCUGUCGGCUGGCUCUGAGAUGCCAAAUUUUGAUGCUUUGCCUUCGAAACCUGUACCUUACAGGAGAGGAAACUCGAUAGAUGAACAUAUCCAGCCUCCGGUAGGCCCCCAGAAUAAUUACUCGCAGCAACUGAAACCUGUCAAGUCACAGCCUGACUUCCGAGGUCGAGCUCAGCCUCAAGCAGCUGUGUUCGAGAUGGCUACAGCACCUCCUCUGCCAAAUGCAACGCCCCAGCAAGGCUAUGCUAAUGGCUAUGGACCACCGAAUCCUGGGUACCAAGAUCCACCACAACAAGGAUACGGCCAAUACAACGAACAACCACCCCAAAAUGGGUAUCAACCGCCUCCACGAAGUGCUUCUGCUGCCCCAAGGACAGGUCCCGGUUAUGGAGGUGGUCUCCCGGGUGGACCAAGGCCCGGUCUUGCUGGACUUCCGAAAGGCCCGUCUCCCCAGAAUGGCGGGCCAAUUCGUGCCAAUACAAUGCCUCGACCUUCUCCCCAAGGCUCUGACGCCCUACCCUCUCACCCGCCACCCGUCCGUGCUGGCCUAAUUCCUAACUCUGUUGCUAAUCUCGCCGCCAACAAGCCUCCACCCGUUCGUAAUUACAAUAAUAUAUCUCCUGCGCCUCAACAACCUAUUCCCGCGCAACCUACACCCCAACAAGCUGUGGCUCCACAAGCAGGGCCUGCACCAGCGGCGCCAGUCACGGCUGCAGAACUUGAGCAGCUCAGGAACAUUACCAAAACCAAUCCUACCGAUCAAGCCACCCAACUGCUCCUAGCCCGGAAAUUAGUUGAAGCGUCAGAAACUCUUGUUCAGAGCAUUCCUGAUCAACGAAGCCGCAAUAAGACCCGCGAGAAAUAUGUGAUGGACGCACACAAGCUCCUCAAAAAACUUGUCCAAGGCCAGAACGUGGAAGCUAUGUUCUUUCUCGCCGAUUGCCACGGGAGGGGUGCAUUAGGCCUUGAAGCCGAUAACAAAGAAGCUUUUACUCUCUAUCAAUCAGCAGCUAAAGCAGGGCAUGCUGCUGCUGCGUACCGAACGGCGGUCUGCUGUGAGCUUGGCAAUGAUGAGGGAGGGGGAACGAGGAAAGAUCCGCUGAAAGCUAUACAAUGGUAUAAGCGCGCUGCUAUGCUUGGAGAUACACCGGCCAUGUACAAGGUGGGUAUGAUCCUACUCAAAGGCUUGUUAGGCCAGCCUAGGAACCCACGUGAGGCGGUGGGCUGGUUAAAGCGAGCAGCUGAGCGGGCAGACGCGGAGAAUCCGCACGCCCUCCACGAGUUGGGUUUAUUAUUCGAACAACCACAAAGCGCUGAAAGCUCGAUCCUCCGCGAUGAGGCAUACUCCUUCCAGCUCUUCCAGCAAGCCGCCGACCUUGGUUAUAAAUUCUCCCAAUUCCGAUUAGGUUGUGCUCAUGAAUACGGGCUCUUCAACUGCCCUAUUGAUGCGAGACAGAGCAUCAUGUGGUACUCGCGAGCAGCAGCGCAGGAAGAGCAUCAAAGUGAGCUUGCGCUGUCGGGUUGGUACUUGACUGGCAGUGAGGGUGUGCUGCAGCAGAGCGAUACCGAGGCUUAUCUUUGGGCCCGUAAGGCUGCUAUGGCGGGUUUGGCGAAGGCGGAAUAUGCUAUGGGUUAUUUUACGGAGGUGGGGAUUGGGUCGCCGGCUAACUUGGAAGAUGCUAAAAGGUGGUAUUGGAGGGCUGCUGGUAUGAUUCUCCUUUUUGGUUCUCUCCUCUGCCCUGUCUCGACUCUGGGAUAUAAUGCGUCUCAGCCUUUAAUCUCUACGUAUUUCGACGUGCUAACUCAAUUCCUAGCACAAAAUUUCCCCAAAGCUCGCGAGCGUCUCGAAGAUCUUAAGAGAGGUGGUGCUCAAGGCGCCCUUAAAUCGCGUGAACGCAUCUCUAGAUCCAAAGUGGGCAAGCAGAAUGAGGGCGAGUGUUCCGUUAUGUGA